Soboliphyme baturini is the source of this 279-nucleotide messenger RNA. Lineage: Eukaryota; Metazoa; Nematoda; Enoplea; Dioctophymatida; Soboliphymatidae. The record is from the annotation of a GenBank genome assembly.
AUGGCCAAACCAUCGCAGCUGUCACUUCUCAAUCUGGAGAAGCAGAAGCAAUGCGCCAUGGCUCUUGCGGAUGUCAGUAUUACGAAACAUGUCGAGAAGCGUAAGACCAGCGACUCGUCGAAGAAAACCAAUUUCAGCAGCUUGUACACGGGUACGAAGUUUUUCAGUGAUGGUCCACGAUUCAUGACCGUAGAUAACUAUAGGGAUAAAGACCGACUUGAAUAUCGAGAGCUUAGUUUUCAGACUGAGCUCUGCUUUAGUCACAAUGAGUUGGGCUAG